UCUUACUCUGAUUUUGCCCCUUUGAGAGAGUGUGACCAUUCAGCUCUCAGCUCAGCUCCAAAGGUGCAGCUCUGUAUCAGUGGGGUGACAGCAUUUGGACAUUCUCCUGCUGGACUUCCUCUGAGCCAGGGACACCUGCACUAGCCAACAUUUGUGGUCUACCUCCCCUUGUCUCAGAAGAAAAAAAGAGCCUUGAGGACACACAUACUACUGCCUAUCCAGGCUAAAGACAUGUCAACAAUUGGGAGCUUUGAGGGGUUCCAGCCAGUGUCUCUGAAGCAAGAGGGAGACGACCAACCCUCCGAGACUGACCACCUGUCCACGAACGAGGGGCACUCAGGCAAGGAACCAGGACCAAGGCAGCUUUCAAGACAGCCAAGUGUGACUAAAUCAACCCUUUACCCCAAUCCUUAUCACCAGCCCUAUGCUUCGAGAAAGUACUUUGCUACACGGCAAGGAGCCAUUGAGACUGCGGUGGAAGACUUGAGAGGCCACAUAAAACAGACUUCUGGAGAGACUGUUCAAGGCUUCUGGCUCCUGACAGAGAUUGACCACUGGAACAACGAGAAGGAGAAGGUCCUGUUGCUCACGGACAAGACCCUCUUGAUCUGCAAAUAUGACUUCAUCAUGCUUAGCUGCGUGCAGAUGCAGCAGAUCCCUCUGAGUGCCAUCUGUCGCCUCUGCCUGGGCAAGUUUGUCUUCCCAGGGAUGUCUCUGGACAAGAGACCAGGAGAAGGCCUUCGGAUUUGCUGGGGGAGUACUGAGGGGCAGUCUCUACUGUCACGCUGGAACCCAUGGUCCACUGAGGUUCCCUAUGCUACCUUCACUGAGCACCCAAUGAAAUACACCAAUGAGAAGUUCCUUGAGAUUUGCAAGUUGUCCGGGUUCACAUCAAAGCUUGUUCCAGCUAUCGAGAAUGCUCGCAAGGAUUCCACUGGGUCUGCAGGAAAGGAACUCAUGGUGUUAACCCAACCUAUCCUGAUUGAGACCUACACAGGGCUCAUGUCGUUCAUUGGAAACCGGAACAAACUUGGCUAUUCCCUUGCUCGGGGGAGUAUUGGCUUUUGAGCCUCUAUGUUACAAAGCACAUCAUCU
Messenger RNA from Onychomys torridus (southern grasshopper mouse), 1095 nucleotides. It is a transcript of the gene Tprg1, whose product is annotated as tumor protein p63 regulated 1. Gene Ontology annotation, cellular component: cytoplasm. The transcript is spliced from 6 exons. Lineage: Eukaryota; Metazoa; Chordata; Mammalia; Rodentia; Cricetidae. Bases 232 to 1068 code for a protein of 278 amino acids. The record is from RefSeq and is a predicted model, not a curated record.